AUGUCGACCACAAAUAUAUCAUCAGAGGUUACAACACUGAUAGCUUUCAUAAAAACUCUCACAAAUCCACAACUUAAAGACUUGUUGAGAUAUGAGAGUCUCCCAGUGUCCGGACUGAAGGCGACUCUUCAGUUCCGUAUAAUCGAACGACUCCAACUUCUCUCGGAAUCUGACGCUGUCAGUUUCGAUGCCCUAGCCAGGCGCAUCCGUGCUACUGCUUUUCCAAAUACUGCGCCAUAUCAAUCACCCUCUGGACCACGAUAUCAACCACCGCCUGUCUCUCAAUCUCCUGCCCAGAGUCGAUCUACGGCCCACGGGAUCUCUAUGUCACCUCACCCACACCCUUCUGGUCCGAGUGCUCCUCUCAUGAAACCUCCCGCGUCCGCUCAUACAUCCCCAGGUCCUCUGGUAUUCAAGGAAAGCCCAUUCUUUACUAUUCUGGAGCCUUUGACUCCAGUUGUGGAGUGUAAAGUUCGCGAACAAACACGGGAUAGUGUCGAAUUAAAGGUCAUGCUUUCCCAGCAAAUCGCUUAUAGGCUGCAAAGUGACCCGAAUAUUCGAGUCAUGGUUUAUUGUGCUGGUGACUCGGGUCUCACACAGUACACCAAGUCGGAUAUCACAUUUCCCCAUCAGGUGGAGCUCAAAGUGAAUCUUGAUGAAGUCAAAGCCAAUCUCAGGGGUCUGAAGAAUAGGCCAGGUACUACGCAGCCUGCAGAUAUAACCAACUGGAUCCGCAAAAAGCCCAAUUACCCGAAUAAUAUUGUCAUGACUUAUGCAUUGACGCAAAAGGUUGAACUCGUUACAAAAUUCUUCACGCUCGCAAAUCUCGUGAAGCAGCACCCGACUGAUGAUCUUGUCUCACAGUUGAAGACGCGAAAACUCAUCUCAAAGGAGCAAGUGAUACGCGAAAUGCAAAACCGCGCAAAAGACUCGGAAAUUGUUGCGACAUCAAGUGUCAUGUCCCUCAAAUGCCCUCUAUCUACCCUUCGCAUCCAAGUGCCUUGCCGUUCCAUUAUUUGCACGCACAACCAAUGCUUUGAUGCAUCUUCAUUUCUUGAAUUACAGAAGCAAGCUCCGACCUGGACCUGCCCUGUUUGUUCUAAAUCAACCAGCUUUGAGUCUCUGCAAGUUGACCAGUAUGUGGAUGACAUUCUUAAAACAACCUCGCCGGACAUAGAUCAAGUUACUGUCGAGCCAGACGGAGUUUGGUCAAGUCCUACGGAUUCAGAUGCAAGAAAGUUGGGCGGAAUGACGCCCACGUCAGACGACGACGACGACGACUUGAUCGAGAUCAGCGAACCGGGGCUCCCCGUGGUAAAGCAAGAACCUGGACACCUGAAUAUUACCUUGGAACGAACCCCUGCGCAGUCGCAAUCACGGGAGGCAUCAACCCCAUCCUCUACGAUGCGCUUGUCAAGCAAAAAGCGACCUAUCUCCCAUGUUAUCGAUCUCACCGAAAGCGGCGACGAAGAAGAUGUGUCCCCCGCCCCGCCUUGUAAACGGCCAGCUCCAAAUUUGCCGUCCCGAGCUUUUCCCCUGCAGGACUAUCACAUCCCAUCUGCCAGCAGCCCUUUGAAUGGCGGGUCAUACCCAUCACGAACUUAG
Messenger RNA from Penicillium paradoxum, 1605 nucleotides. Its product is annotated as transcriptional regulator family: Zinc finger MIZ-type. Gene Ontology annotation, biological process: protein sumoylation. Gene Ontology annotation, molecular function: zinc ion binding; SUMO ligase activity. The record is from RefSeq and is a predicted model, not a curated record. Lineage: Eukaryota; Fungi; Ascomycota; Eurotiomycetes; Eurotiales; Aspergillaceae. The transcript is spliced from 6 exons. Bases 1 to 1605 code for a protein of 534 amino acids.